UCAAGUACAUAAACAACAACACAAAUUAAAAAAUCUUUUUACCAAAAAAAAACACAAAUUAAAUCAUCUUCAUCUUUAGUUAACAGCUCAAUCAGUUGAUGAACAUGUCUUGUAGAAUCAACUUGUUGAUGGUUCUAGUGAUUAUUGCUCUGAUUAAUACUGAAACCUCACUUGGCAGGCUGGUUAUGGAGGGAUCUGCUGGGUUUAUGAAUGGUUUCAGGACGUUGACAAACACCAAGAAGCACGUCUAUGGUCAAGCCUUCGGCGAAGAGCCACUCCCUUUCAAGAAUUCCACCAACGGUAACGUGACUUCUUUCUCUUUGACCCUCUUAUUUGCUAUCGCUCCUGAGAAUAGACACAGAGGCUCUCACGGUAUGGCGUUUGUCAUCUCACCCACAAGAGGUAUCUCUGGUGCUUCUGCUGAUCAGUACCUUGGAAUGUUCAACGAUACAAACAAUGGAAAAAGCUCUAACCAUGUCAUCGCUGUGGAACUUGAUAUUCACAAAGAUGAUGAGUUUGGUGAUAUUGAUGAUAACCACGUUGGUAUCAACAUUAACGGUAUGAGAUCUACCAUGUCUGCUCCUGCUGGCUUUUAUGAUCAAAAUGGUCAGUUUAGAAACCUUUCUCUAAUCAGUGGAAAUCUACUACAAGUCACGGUGUUGUAUAGCCAAGAAGAUAAACAGCUUAAUGUCACCUUAUCAUCACCAGAAGAGGCUUAUUACCCCAAGAAGCCGCUUCUUUCACUGAACCAAGAUCUUUCACCCUAUGUUUUGGAGAAUAUGUAUGUCGGCUGCACAGCCUCCACAGGGUCGAUAGGAGCGUUACAUUAUGUUUGGUCCAUACAUGCGUAUUCCUUCCUUAUAGUUCCAGAUCUGGACUAUGACAUACCAAAGUUUCCUCCAUAUCCUCAGCCAGAUUCUCAGGUUAAGAGGACUGUUUUGGUGACCUUCUUGACGUUUGCUCUCUUUGUUGCGCUUGUCGCCUCAGCUUUCAGUAUCUUCUUCUACAAGAGACACAAAAUGGUGAAGGAGGUUUUAGAAGAAUGGGAGAUUCAGUGUGGGCCUCAUAGGUUUUCUUACAAGGAACUCUUUAAAGCCACAAAGGGUUUCCAUGACAGACAACUCCUAGGUAGAGGAGGGUUUGGUCAGGUCUUUAAGGGUACACUUCCAGGUUCUGACGCAGAGGUUGCGGUUAAACGGGUCUCGCAUGAUUCAAGACAAGGAAUGCAGGAGUUCUUGGCCGAGAUAUCGACUAUUGGUCGGCUUAGACAUCCCAACCUAGUGAGGCUUCAAGGUUAUUGUAGGUACAAAGAGCAGCUAUACUUGGUUUAUGACUUUCUUCCCAAUGGAAGUCUUGAUAAGUUCCUCUAUCAAGAGCAACUUACUUGGGACCAACGUUUCAAGAUCAUUAAAGAUGUUGCCUCUGCACUCUGCUAUCUUCAUCAUGAGUGGGGACAAGUUGUAAUUCAUAGAGACAUCAAGCCGGCUAAUGUUCUUAUUGACCAUCAGAUGAAUGCAAGGCUUGGGGAUUUUGGGUUGGCUAAGUUGUACGAUCAGGGUUUUGAUCCACAGACAUCUAGAGUAGCUGGAACUUUAGGGUACAUGGCACCAGAGAUCAUAAUAAGCGGAAGAGCAACCACAUGCACAGAUGUCUAUGCUUUUGGGUUGUUCAUGCUGGAAGUCUCCUGCGGUAGGAGGCUGAUAGAGCCACGAGUAGACACCAACAAGGUCGUACUCGUGGAAUGGACACUAGAAUGCUGGAAAAAUGGAGAUAUUCUUGAGGCAGUGAAUGAAACACUCCGCCAAGAACACAACAGAGAACAGCUUGAGCUUGUUCUGAUACUGGGAGUGCUAUGUUCUCACCAGGUCCCAGGAGUUAGACCGGACAUGUUGCAAGUGGUGCAGAUCUUGAAUGGUAAUUUGCAGCUUCCAGAUAAUCUACUUGAUAUUGUCAAAGCUGAGAAGGUCAGAAUGUGGUCCGAGACUUCUGAGAGAGUAGUUGAUGUUCUGACAUCACAGUGUUCUGUCGGUACCUUGGCGUUUACAGAACCUUUCACUGGACGCUGAAAGGUUACGUCAAGGCCCGUUGUGAAAUAAUAUUAGAUGUGUUGCUCUAUA
Molecule: messenger RNA, 2117 nt
Organism: Brassica napus (rape)
Lineage: Eukaryota; Viridiplantae; Streptophyta; Magnoliopsida; Brassicales; Brassicaceae
Product: L-type lectin-domain containing receptor kinase V.4-like
Exons: 1
Coding region: 99-2066 (655 amino acids)
Biological process (GO): protein phosphorylation
Cellular component (GO): plasma membrane
Molecular function (GO): carbohydrate binding; protein kinase activity; ATP binding
Source: RefSeq, a predicted model, not a curated record